Messenger RNA from Pleuronectes platessa (European plaice), 5348 nucleotides. Its product is annotated as NACHT, LRR and PYD domains-containing protein 12. The record is from RefSeq and is a predicted model, not a curated record. NCBI's taxonomy places the organism in Eukaryota, Metazoa, Chordata, Actinopteri, Pleuronectiformes, Pleuronectidae. The transcript is spliced from 16 exons. Gene Ontology annotation, molecular function: protein binding. Bases 565 to 4527 code for a protein of 1320 amino acids.
CUCUCUCUCUCUCUCUCUCUCUCUCUCUCUCUCUCUCUCUCUCUCUCUCUGUCUCCCUCUCUCCCUCUCCCUCUCUCUCUCUCUCUUUCUCUGUCUCUCUGUCUCUCUCUCUCUCUCUGUCUCUCUGUCUCUCCCUCUCUCCCUCUCUCUCUCUCUCUCUCUCUUGUUAAUACCUGGUAUGUUCAUCUUAUCAGUUCUGUCAUGUAACUAAUUAUUAUUCUCGAUGUAUGAAUGUGACCUGACGUGGCAGAGUUCUGCAGAUGGAGUCACACAUUCAGCUCCAACACCAAAUAUAACAACCUUCAACUCACAGGAGGAAACAUGGGUUUGAGCUCAGCUUCAUGUGAAUUCAUUUAUUUUUCAAGAGUGAACUGGUUCAACACACACACAUACACUGUGUAUGUGUGUGUGUGUGUGUGCGCACACAGUCACACCCAGAGUCACGUGAUUUCCAGUAACUACCGAGCAGAGGGGGAGGAGCCCCCAGUGAAAGCGGAAGUGUUCAGACUGGUUCUGACUUCAAGGAGCAGCCGGAGGAGACGUGAAGUCUGAGGCUGACUGAAGAUGAGUGUUCAAGAGGAGGAAGAGGACAGAGCAGAGUCUCCAGGGUCCAGCUGUCUGUCUCUGAAGAGUGACCGGUCCAUGGGAGAACGUCCAAACUUCAGUAAUGAACCUGGACCCUCACAUACAAAAGGUCAGGACCACAGACUGAGAGCAGAGUCUCCAGGGUCCAGCUGUCUGUCUCUGAAGAGUGACUGGUCCAUGGAACCUCCUCUACUCUUCAGUAAUGAACCUGGACCCUCACACACAGAAGGUCAGGACCACAGACUGAGAGCAGAGUCUCCAGGGUCCAGCUGUCUGUCUCUGAAGAGUGACUGGUCCAUGAGACGUCCUCCAAACUUCAGUAAUGAACCUGGACCCUCACACACAGAGGAGAGGAAGAGGAGUCAUGUUUCUGAGGAGGAGCAGUCGUCCUGCUGUGCUUCGUGUCAGGACGUCCUGAAGGAUCCAGUCUCCACCAGCUGUGGACACUGGUUCUGCAGACAGUGCAUCACCUCAUACUGGGACCAGUCUGGUUCUUCAGGAGACUCCUCCUGUCCCCAGUGUGGACAAAGAUCCAGAACAGGAGCUGGAGGUCAGACAGCCGAUCGUGGUCUGCAGGAGGUUUCAGAUGAACAUAAGCUCAGUGUGAGGAGGAGAUGUGAACAUGUGACUGAAGGAAGUGAUGAAACAGGAAGUAGAACCCUCCUCAACAGGAUCUACAAUGAGCUCUACAUCAAAGAGGGACAGAGUGAAGAGGUUAAUACUCAACAUGAGGUGACUCAGCUUGAGACGGCUUCCAAGAAGAAGAUCCUCCAGGACACUCCCAUCAGGGUCCACGACAUCUUUAAAGCCUCCACUGACCAGCAGAGCAGCAUCAGAGUCGUCCUGACCAACGGAGUCGCUGGCGUUGGAAAAACCUUCUCGGUGCAGAAGUUCACUCUGGACUGGGCAGAGGGUUUAGAGAACCAGGAUGUGGGUCUGCUGGCUGUGCUUUCGUUCAGGGAGCUGAACCUGGUGAAGGACCAGCAGCACAGUCUUCUCACGCUGCUCCAUGUUUUCCAUCCAGCGUUACAGAAGCUCACUGCAGAGACGCUCGCUGUCUGUAAACCUUUGUUCAUCUUUGACGGCCUGGAUGAAAGCAGACCUUCUCUGGACUUCAACCACAGGGAGCUUGUGUCUGAGGUCACACAGAGGUCAUCAGUCAACGUGCUGCUGACAAACCUCAUCCGGGGGAAUCUGCUUCCCUCGGCUCUCGUCUGGAUAACCUCCAGACCUGCGGCGGCCAAUCAGAUCCCUCCUGCAUGUGUUGACAGGGUCACAGAAGUACGAGGCUUCACUGACGCCCAGAAGGAGGAGUACUUCAGGAGGAGGUUCAGUGAUGAAGAGCUGUGCAGCAGAAUCAUCUCACACAUCAAGACGUCCAGGAGCCUCCACAUCAUGUGUCAAAUCCCAGUCUUCUGCUGGAUCACUGCUACAGUUCUGGAGCACAUGUUGACCACAGACCAGAGAGGAGAGCUGCCCAAGACCCUGACUGACCUGUACUCACACUUCCUGCUGGUUCAGACAAAGAGGAAGAACAACAAGUACGGUGAGGGACAUGAGACGACUCCACAGCAGCUGACGGAGGCUGACAGGGACGUUCUCCUGAAGCUGGGGAGGCUGGCACUUAAACAUCUGGAGGAAGGAAACAUCAUGUUCUACCAAGAAGACCUGGAGCGGUGUGGUCUUAAUGUCACAGAGGCCUCGGUGUACUCAGGAGUUUGUACUGAGAUCUUCAGAAGAGAGUGUGUGAUCUUCCAGAAAUCAGUCUACUGCUUUGUUCAUCUGAGCGUUCAGGAGUUUCUGGCUGCAGUCUACAUGUUCCACUGUUACACCGAGAGGAACACAGAAGAACUCAAGAACUUCUUGGGAACAUAUGGGAACACAGACACCUUCUCCCUGGAUGACCUCCUGAAGAGAACCAUGGAGAAAUCCCUCACCAGUACAAAUGGUCAUCUGGACCUGUUUGUUCGCUUCCUUCACGGCCUCAGUCUGGAGUCCAACCAGAGAGUCUUAGGAGGCCUGCUGGGUCGGACAGGGAACAAUCCAGAGAUCAUCCAGAGAGUCAUCAACAACCUGAAGAAGAUGAAGAGUGGUAACAGUUCUCCUGACAGAAGCAUCAACAUCUUCCACUGUCUGACUGAGAUGAACGACCACUCAGUUCAUCAGCAGAUGAAACAGUUCCUGACGUCAGAGAACAGAUCAAAGGAGGAACUCUCUUUGAUCCACUGCUCAGCUCUGGCCUACAUGCUGCAGAUGUCAGAGGAGGUUCUGGAUGAGUUGGACCUGGAGAAGUUCAACACAUCAUACCAGGGUCGACGGAGACUGAUCCCAGCUGUGAGGAACUGCAGGAAGGCUGAACUCAGUGGUUGUGGACUCUCAGAGACUCACUGUGAAGUCGUGGCCUCAGCUCUGAAGUCAGACCCCUCACAUCUGAGAGAACUGGAUCUGACUGGAAACAAGCUGCAGGACUCAGGAGUGAAGCUGCUGUGUUCUGGACUGGAGAGUCCAAACUGUCGACUGGAGACUCUGAGGUUGUGGAGCUGCUUUCUGUCAGAGAUCAGCUGUUCUUCUCUGGCUUCAGCUCUGAGGUCAAACCCCUCUCAUCUGAGAGAACUGGAUCUGAGACACAACGACCUGCAGGACUCAGGAGUGAAGGAGCUGUGUGGUUUUCUACAGAGUCCAACCUGUCGACUGGAGACUCUGGGACUCAGUGGUUGUGAACUCUCAGAGACUCACUGUGAAGUCGUGGCCUCAGCUCUGAAGUCAGACCCCUCACAUCUGAGAGAACUGGAUCUGAGUGACAACAACAAGCUGCAGGUUUCAGGAGUGAAGCUGCUGUGUUCUGGACUGGAGAGUCCAAACUGUCGACUGGAGACUCUGAGGUUGGUGUACUGCAGACUGUCAGAGAUCAGCUGUUCUUCUCUGGCUUCAGCUCUGAGGUCAAACCCCUCUCAUCUGAGAGAACUGGAUCUGAGUGGAAACAACCUGCAGGCCUCAGGAGUGAAGGAGCUGUGUGGUUUUCUACAGAGUCCAACCUGUCGACUGGAGACUCUGAGGUUGGAGGGCUGCAGACUGUCAAAGAUCAGCUGUUCUUCUCUGGCUUCAGCUCUGAGGUCAAACCCCUCUCAUCUGAGAGAACUGGAUCUGAGUGACAACGACCUGAAGGACUCAGGAGUGAAGAAGCUGUGUGGUUUUCUACAGAGUCCAACCUGUCGACUGGAGACUCUGAGGUUGGAGAGCUGCAGACUGACAGAGAUCAGCUGUUCUUCUCUGGCUUCAGCUCUGAGGUCAAACCCCUCUCAUCUGAGAGAACUGGAUCUGAGUGGAAACAACCUGCAGGACUCAGGAGUGAAGGAGCUGUGUGGUUUUCUACAGAGUCCAACCUGUCGACUGGAGACUCUGAGGUUGUGGAGAUGCAGUCUGUCAGAGAUCAGCUGUUCUUCUCUGGCUUCAGCUCUGAGGUCAAACCCCUCUCAUCUGAGAGAACUGGAUCUGAGAGGACACUACCUGCAGGACUCAGGAGUGAAGGAGCUGUGUGGUUUUCUACAGAGUCCAACCUGUCGACUGGAGACUCUGAGGUUGAUGAGCUGCAGUCUGUCAGAGAUCAGCUGUUCUUCUCUGGCUUCAGCUCUGAGGUCAAACCCCUCUCAUCUGAGAGAACUGGAUCUGAGUAACAACAACCUGCAGGACUCAGGAGUGAAGGAGCUUCUUGAUCUACAGCAGAGUCCAACCUGUCGACUGGAGACUCUGAGGUUGAAGGGCUGCAGUCUGUCAGAGAUCAGCUGUUCUUCUCUGGCUUCAGCUCUGAGGUCAAACCCCUCUCAUCUGAGAGAACUGGAUCUGAGCUCCAACUACCUGCAGGACUCAGAAGUGAAGGAGCUUCUUGAUCUACAGCAGAGUCCAACCUGUCGACUGGAGACUCUGAGGUCAAGGACAGUGUGAAGAGGACAGUGUGAAGAGGACAGUGUGAAGAGGACAGUGUGAAGAGGACAGUGUGUGUGGACGGAGGCUGAGCUGUGUCCUGAGGAUCCAGAGGCUGAAGCAGCAGCAGCUUGUGUGUAGUCUCCAAUCUACACAACCCCUAAUCUGCAUGUGUUUGUGAGAUGAAGCCGGAGCACCUGGAGAAAACACGGGGAGAACAUGCAGACUCCACACAGGAAGACCCCAUCUGAACCGGAUUCAAACCAGCAACCUUCCUGCCCAGAUUGUGUUUAUUCACAUGAAGAAUGUGUUUAUUGAAAUGACACAACACAAGCAGAAUAUAUAAACCCUCUAUAAAGAGUCACAUACAGUGUGUUUAAGUUUGUCUUUAUUAUUGUCCACCUUUGUCCCUCAGUGUGUCUCCAUGUGUGUAGAACCACAUUCUGUGUAUAUGUUUGUUUAUGAUCUUAAAGUUCCUGGAUUCACGUCACAAAUUGAUUGAGUUCAACACAAAGUUCAACACAUUGAAAUCACUUUGAGUUUAAAAUCAGAGUUUUGUCUUUGACACAAAAGAUCAAAACUCUGGACUUAAAAAUGGGACGUUUUCAUUUCUGCAUCAGGUGCAGAGCGGUGGUGGCUUUUCUACUUUUGACCCACAGGUGGCGAUGCAGUAUAACAACAGCACAUCCCAGUCAAAGCCUUUAUAUUCAGUCUAUGAGUCAAACACAUGGAUCAUUUCCUCUGUGACAAACCAGAUGUAACAAGAAGAAAAACAUCUCAGAGAGAAAAGUUCUGUUUCUACUUGUCUCUGCUUUAAUGCUCAAUAAACAUCCUUCCACCGA